Molecule: messenger RNA, 450 nt
Organism: Dictyostelium purpureum
Lineage: Eukaryota; Evosea; Eumycetozoa; Dictyosteliales; Dictyosteliaceae
Product: acireductone dioxygenase
Exons: 4
Coding region: 1-450 (149 amino acids)
Molecular function (GO): acireductone dioxygenase [iron(II)-requiring] activity
Source: RefSeq, a predicted model, not a curated record
AUGAAAAGUUAUUUUUACGAUAACCAAGAAGAUGUUGUAUCACUUGACUAUUUAAAAGAACACAAUGUUUUAUAUUUCCCAAUGGAUAUGGAAAACGAUAACUAUAAAGAACCUUUAGAGCAAUUGUGCAAAGAAAGAGGAUACAAGAAUAGAGAUGAAGUUAAAUUAAAUAAAGAAACUCCAGGCUUAGAAGAUAAAUUAAAAAUAUUUUUUGAAGAACAUUUACAUGACGACGAAGAAAUUAGAUUUAUUUUAGACGGUUGUGGAUUUUUUGAUGUUAGAGACAAAAAUGAUAAAUGGAUUAGAAUUAGAGUUGAAAAGGGUGAUUUAAUUAUUGUUCCAGCAAACAUGUAUCAUCGUUUCACAUUAGAUGAAACUAGAAAAAUCCAUGCAAUGAGAUUAUUCACUGAUGCCCCAAAAUGGGUUCCAAUUAACAGACAUCAAAACUAA